Molecule: messenger RNA, 868 nt
Organism: Microtus oregoni (creeping vole)
Lineage: Eukaryota; Metazoa; Chordata; Mammalia; Rodentia; Cricetidae
Gene: Gng14
Product: G protein subunit gamma 14
Exons: 2
Coding region: 610-828 (72 amino acids)
Biological process (GO): G protein-coupled receptor signaling pathway
Cellular component (GO): heterotrimeric G-protein complex
Molecular function (GO): G-protein beta-subunit binding
Source: RefSeq, a predicted model, not a curated record
AGGCAGUUAGAUAUGGAGGGAUAAAGGCCUUGGAGAUGGGUGUCUGAGCAGCUGGGAUGCAGGUCUGGGGAUGAACAUGUUAAGAGAUAUAACACAAGAGUGAUGUCAUGCGUGAAGGCAAGGUCAGCCUGGGCUCAAAACCCCAUCAAAAUAAUAAAAAAAAAAUUUAAAUGAGGUGGGGGAGUUAUGAAAAAGACAGUUUGGAGUUCGGGUACACAGAGCACAGAUAUUCAGCAAGUCAGAGUCCCACAUCCUUCGGGCCUGCAACCAAGCUGCCCAGUCCCCCAGGGGAUCCAAGAAACAUGUGACACCAAAGCAGCCACUGGGCCUCCUGGGGAACUGACCCCUUCUGUCACAGCAGCUGCUGCUGCUGUUGCUGGUGACAUUUCACUGGGUCCUGGCUUCAAAGUCUCUGCAGGGACUGGGAAGGUGGGGGGUUGAAGUAUUGAGGCCAGUAUUGAGAGAGCCAGAGUGGGGUAGCCAACGCUGGAGCAGGCAGCCGAGCCUGUUUGGGAGUCUUCAGCUGAGGUAGCUGAACGUGGGGGACCCAGGAGGAGCUGCAGAAGCUUGGAAGCUCAGGCUUGCAGAGCACUGCUCACCUUCUCCCAGAUGUCCAGCAAGGUGGCCACUGGCAGUGACAUCGGACAGGCCCGCCGGGCAGUGGAGCAGCUGCGGAUGGAGGCAGGCAUCAACCGCAUAAAGGUGUCUAAGGCAGCCACAGACCUGCUGCAGUUCUGCACAGAGCAGGCCAAGAGCGACCCCUUCCUUGUGGGCAUCCCCGCUGCCACCAACCCCUUCAAGGAAAAGAAGCCCUGUGCUAUCCUAUGAACCCACGAUAAUGCUACUCCUAUGACCCUGGAUACCACAG